CGUAGACACAACACCGCCCCAGGGCCGGGGUGGGGCAUAAACCAGGAGAGGUCCUCCCGCACGGGACCCCCCCACCUCUCAGAUCCCUUCUGCCAUGGCGCGUACCGUGGUGCUCAUCACCGGCUGCUCCUCUGGCAUCGGCAUGCACCUGGCCCUGCGUCUGGCGUCCGACCCAUCCAGAAGCUUCAAAGUAUAUGCCACCAUGAGGGACCUGGGGGCGAAGGGGCCGCUGUGGGAGGCCGCCCAGUCCCGAGGAUGCCCACCCGGCUCCCUGGAGACGUUGCAGCUGGACGUGAGGGAGGCGGAUUCCUUGGCUGCGGCCCAGGCCCAGGUGACCGAAGGCCAUGUGGACGUGCUGGUGUGUAACGCAGCCCAGGGCCUGAUGGGGCCCCUGGAGGGGCUGACCGCCAGCGAAGUGGCCUCCGUGUUGGAUGUGAACGUGGCCGGGACGGUGCGGGUGCUGCAGGCCUUCUUGCCAGACAUGAAACGCCGCCGCUCAGGACACAUUUUUGUGACCGGGAGCAUAGGAGGCCUAAUAGGCAUGCCCUUCUUGGACGUUUACUCCGCCAGCAAGUUCGCCCUGGAAGGUCUGUGUGAGUGCUUGGCCCUGCAGCUGCUGCCCUUUGGGAUCCACGUGAGCCUCAUCGAGUGCGGCCCGGUGCACACCCCACUCAUGGAGAAGGUGAGCAAGAGCACGGGCCGGGCGCUGGAACGCGGGGACACCAAGACCCGCGAGCUCUUCGCCCAGUUCUCCCGCUUCAUGGAGAGCACCGUGCAGGAGUUUCAACAGCCAGAGGAGGUGGCGGAGCUCUUUGUGAAGGCGCUGCGCGACCCGCACCCGGCCCUGCGCUACUUCAGCGCCAACACCGACUCCUUACUGCCCCUGAUUCGCCUGCGGCAGGACGACCCCAGCGGCCGCAGCUUCUUGGCCGCCGCGCACCGCCUCUUCUUACAAGAGCAUGACGAGUCCAACGGCGCGGGGUCCCCCGCCGCCCCGCAAUAA
Sorex araneus (European shrew) is the source of this 1003-nucleotide messenger RNA. RefSeq names its product hydroxysteroid 17-beta dehydrogenase 1 (gene HSD17B1). The transcript has 6 exons. Gene Ontology annotation, cellular component: cytoplasm. Bases 95 to 1003 code for a protein of 302 amino acids. Gene Ontology annotation, molecular function: estradiol 17-beta-dehydrogenase [NAD(P)+] activity. Lineage: Eukaryota; Metazoa; Chordata; Mammalia; Eulipotyphla; Soricidae. The record is from RefSeq and is a predicted model, not a curated record. Gene Ontology annotation, biological process: estrogen biosynthetic process.